This is a messenger RNA of Effrenium voratum, 1352 nucleotides long. NCBI's taxonomy places the organism in Eukaryota, Dinophyceae, Suessiales, Symbiodiniaceae. The record is from the annotation of a GenBank genome assembly.
AUGAGGGCGAUCGCGGCCCGCGGACGCGUAGGCGAUCGCUUGCGAAGUCGCGUGCUGGGCGGCGGUGCCAUGGCCUUCCAGGUCAAUUCCAUCAGGGCCAUCGACGCCGAAGAGCAGAAGCAGGUGCGGCGAGAGCUGGCGGCGCUCUUCCACCAGCACUACGUCGUACCCGGAGCUGGCACCACGGCUCGAGAGGUGCGGGACAUGGCCGCGGCCCUGAGGUUCAUCCGCAGCUUGCGCUGCGGCGAGGCCUCUUGGUGCGCCAAGGCCGCGCCUCUCCGGAGCUUGCGCCGCUCCGAGGAGGAGGAGAUCCUCCAACGCUUGCACGCCAGCCAGAACCCCGCAAACUGCGAGGAUGCCCGUUAUCUUGUCUUCCACGACGACCGGACCACAUCCGGCUUUGGCUGGAACGCCUUCAUCCUCUUCAGCGCAUUUCUGCAGGCUUUCCUGGAGGAGCGAGUGUUAGUGGAAGCCGCCGCAGUGAGUGAUCGAGACCACCAGAGGUGGCGCCAGCGCUGGUGCAGCGACCCGCCCUACUCCCUCAAGUGCUUCUUCCGAAGCUGGAGCAAGUGUGAGCGACCUGACCUGGUCUCAAAGGCGGUCCCUAUGGGCUUGUCCAGCCUCCUGGAUUGGAAGAACGCGGAGUCUGCAGGCAAGACCAACACCAGCUGCACCUGCAACGAACCCUCCGCGCUGUGGCGCGCCUCGCAGCGCAGCGACGAGACCUUCUUCCCCAGUAUGGUGGCCAAGGGCCGCUUCUGGUGGUACGCAGCCAUGGUCCGGCUUUUGAUGGAGCCAUUGCCAUGGCUGCAGGAGGCCGCGAAAGGCUUCUGGGAGCGGCUGCACCAGCGGCCCUUUGUGGUGGCGGCUGUACGGCGUGGCAACAAGAGCGUGGAGGUGCCCCACGUGGAGCUGCAGGAGUUCACCAAUCAGCUCAGAGCUUUCAAGGAGCACGGCAUCAAAGAUGUGCUGCUGCAGACCGAGGACCCUGAGACGUUGCAGCUCUUGGAGAGGUGGUGUGGCUACCAAGGCCUUCGCCUGCACUACACCUCCAACGUUCGCUUGGGACUGGAUCGCUUCAGCACCCGCUUUUGGCAAGCCGAGGUCAACAUGACAGAGGAGGGCCGGGUGGCCGUGCUGAACCUCUUGCUGGGCCGCCGUGCGGUGGCAGUCCUAGGCUCCUUUCACAGCGCCUGGAUGAAGCUGCAACCGGCCUUCAUGAUGGCCUACCACUGGAAGGCAGUCCUGGUCAUCGGCCUUGCCGGCCAGGACUACCAGAACUUCGGCUCCCUCGACAAUCCGCGCCAGCAGCUCUUGCGGCCCGGCGAGGUCUUCGAUCCAUCGGGCUUGUA